Molecule: messenger RNA, 2088 nt
Organism: Closterium sp. NIES-65
Lineage: Eukaryota; Viridiplantae; Streptophyta; Zygnematophyceae; Desmidiales; Closteriaceae
Source: the annotation of a GenBank genome assembly
AUGCGGGGACGCGGAAACCGCGGAGGAGCAUGGGCGCUAUGGCUCCUGGCGGAAAGCGGGCUCUUUCUCUUCUUGGCGCAACACGCGGAAAACGCAGCGGCGCAUCUUCCGCUAAGCGCGGCUCCAAGGGCGGGAACGGGUGGGGUAGGCGAGAGGGAUCCGCGGACAUGGGCAGAAGGCGAGGGGGAGACGGUCGGGCGAGUGGGGGAGAUGGAAGCGGAACUUGAGGGGGGGGUUUCUGGAGUGGCGGAAAGAGGGAGGCCAGGGGGAGCAAUUGGGGGGAAGAGAGGUGGCGGAAUGUUGAGAGGCGGAGUGAGAGGAGGGGAAGGGGAGGGAACGGAUGCUAGAAUCGAGAUUCGGCAAGAAUGGGUCUAUGCCAUAUCCUUUGAGCAGAAGAAGCAGCAGCUCAAGAAUCUCAAGGCGCAGGGCCGCUGCAACGACCACCCCAAGCUCUUCCGCACUUGGCUGUGGGAGAGCGCCUUCCAGGAAGGUUCCAUUCCGUGGGUGCCUCAGCCUGGGAAGUACAUUCUCAUGGACUGCCAGAGGAGCCAGGUGGGGCUGGAUGCGGUUGAGUGGGGUUGGACUGGGUGGGUGAGCAACCGCAUAGGGUGCAUUCGGCGGCAUCUGCUCCUAGCAGGCAUGCUUAACCGCACGCUGGUUGUGCCCUUAAAGCCCGAUGAAGUCGCUCGCUUCUACGACCGCCGCACCUUCCUGCACCUGCCACACCUGCAUCGCUGCUACGGGCCACGCUCCGCCAUCCCGCUCCACCAGCUUCGGGAGGAGGUUCGGGGGGCAGCGGUGAAUGGGGGCAGUAGGAGCGCAGAAGCAGGACAAGGUAAAAGAGAUGCAGGAGGUGGUGGGAGAGAAGAGGCAGAGUCUGCAGGAGGGUCUGCUGCUGUUUCUGAGGCGCCUCAGGAGACAGAAGAGGAGAGGAAUGAGGAGGAAGGUGCAGUGAUGGUGCAACAGGUACUGUGUCCAUAUGAGGCAUGCUACAUGCAGCCAUGGACGAACAAGCCUUCCUUGCUCCCGGAGCUAGAGGGCGUGAUAUACCACAACAUGACAUGGACUGCUCUCAACAUGCCUCUUUCUCACUUAUUCACUCUCUCGGAUCUUCGCUCCUUGGGAAGUUCGCUGCUGCCGUCUGCUGACGUUGUGCUGUUUGGGGACUCCUACCAGUGGAACCUUCAGGGAAACAUCUCAAAGAGUGUGGGGCUGCCGUUUGGGAGUAGUGGUAGUGGUGGUGGAUCAAAGAGUGGUGAGUGUGCGAAUCGACUUGCAGUGCAGCCGCACCCAGCAGUGCUGGAAGCAGCCUUGGGAUUCGUGCAGCAGGUCAUCUGGAAACCGCCAAGCACCUCCUCUUCCUCUUCCCUGUCCUCGUCCUCCUCCUCGUCAUCUCCCUCUCCUACCUUCUCCCCCUCCUCGUCUUCGCCUUCCUCCUCUUCCUCCACUGCCUUUUCACCUGUCGUCCCAAUGCCAGAGGGCAUCACAGCAGCAAGCGAUUCUGCCCCAGUGUCUUUCACCACUGCUGUCGCUGCAGCAGGGCCCAGCAAGGGCAGUGCGGCAGAGGCUGGUGCAACCCAGCAGCAGGGCAGUGUGAGCAGUGAGAUGGGCACUGGUAGGGACCAGAGGCAGCCACAGCGGUACCUGGCUGUGCACUGGCGACGGGGAGAUCUUUUGCUGCUGUACAAAAAAAUUCUGGCGUUUCUCACUGUGGAGAACACUGGGAGAUGCAUUACCGAGAGGAUGGUUAGGUCGGGGAAUAUAUCCACGGUGUUCCUUGCAACGGAUGCGGAUGGGGAAGAGGUGGGGCAGCUGGAACGAGUUAUUCUGGGUUACCUGCCCGGAGUGGAAAUUGUGCAACUGCCAGAGGACCUGACGGGACGGCCAUGGGCGAGGGUGCUUGAAUCGUUCCAGUUCCAGAACCAAGCGUUGCUUCGAGCGACACUUGACAAGGCUGUCUGUGCGUUGGCUGAUGUUUUUAUGGGAACGCCAAAGUCUUCGUUUUCGAUUGAUAUUGAGAGGCUGAGAACAGGAUUUAGGAUUUCUACAUGCGAAGAUGAGUACACAUGUGAAAGCAUGCUCAGGUAG